AUGGUCAGGACCUACCAGAUGGGCACAAAGAAUCCCUUAUCCGCCUACGGGACACAGCAAAACAUCACAAUAUCGGGUUAGUUUUCAACACUGUUUUGAACCACAAAGCAAAUGCAGAACACACUGAAUGGUACCAGGUCGUUGAAGCCAGCCCCGAAGAUCGCAAGGAGGUGAUUUCAGAACCAUAUGAAAUCGAAGCGUGGUUGUCCUUUGCUUUCGCCACAAGAGGAGAUACGUACAGUCAGAUGAAGUCCCAUUGGUACCACUUGGGGAUAGACUAUAAUCAGGAGGAUCAGAAGAAAGCAAUAUAUAAAAUAACAGGCGAUAAUGAGGAGAAAGAAUGGUGUCAAUAUGUGGAUACAUCUGGACUUGGCAACUACGACUACCUGAUGUUUGCUAACAUUGAUUAUUCUAACCCUAAUUUUCGUAAUGAUAUGGAGAACUGGGGAAUUUGGGUUGCUCGGGGACUUGGACUUGGGGAAUUUCGGUGGAACAUUCCCCUCCAUAUUAUCUCGGCUUCUGCUAACCACUUCUCUACCAGGUUCGAUGCUGUACGACACUUGUCUUCAGAAUUCCUUAAGGAAUUCAUUGACCAUCUAGACAAAACCCUCGGUGAAGACUGGUUCUUUGUGGGUGAAUACUAG
Molecule: messenger RNA, 644 nt
Organism: Tuber aestivum (summer truffle)
Lineage: Eukaryota; Fungi; Ascomycota; Pezizomycetes; Pezizales; Tuberaceae
Source: the annotation of a GenBank genome assembly